AAACCAAAUGUGUAUAAUUGCAAAUGGAACAAUGGAGACAGGAGGAAAUGAUAUUCUGUUGUCAUAAAUUGGUAGAAAUUUCUCAUUUCCCACUCCCUUUCCUCUGGGUCAGCUGAAACUGUGACCUGGUUUAACAGCCCUUUGAAGCACCAUUGUGUGAUGAUAUGAUAGAGCUAAAUUCACUUGCAGAAGUGGACCUUGGCUGUGAUCUACCAGCCUUGUACACUAUAUAGGAUCAGAAGAGAAUUAAGAUAAAACUUCAUGUUUGUGUAUUUGAUUGAAACUCCCAAAAAAGAUUAGUGGAGAUGGAAAACAAAAUCCUGAAUCGUAUUGUUAGAGACUUGCUGGAGUAGACUCAUUGAAUAAUAAGAAAUAUUUCCGUUAACUCAUCAUAGAUUCAAUGAACCUACUAAAGAUUAUUCAGUAUAAUUAAGGCUCUCUCCAUUUGUGAGAAAGUCAAAUGUGUUUAUGGCAAAAAUAUCAAGGCAGAUGAUUUAAUUUAAUUUAUUUGAUUUUUGUUUGAAAGGUCAAUAUAUCUUAAUUCAUUUUUUGAACUUUUUACAAUUUUGUGAUUAGGAGAUUUUAGGUAUUAUAUGUUUAAAAAAGCAAUAGCCAGUAUUGUUUCUCAGUUUUUGGUCUUCCAGAUUAGAAUCCCAAGCCAGCAUGGCUAGUGGACAGAGAUUCUGAGAAUCACUUAUUUACUCUACAUUUUAGAGAAAUAACAGGAUAAAAAUAGAGAUAAGAGUAACACAUAUUUGAAAAGUAAGGGGAAAGAAUGCUGUUGAAAAUUAACCUGACCAUUAAAAAAAGAAGCUGUUGAAGUGUUGUUGGAGAAACUUUAAGAAAUAAAGUUUCUGUUAAAGUUACCUAACUGCUUUCAUGUCAAGUAUGUAAUAGUAAAAUAAACAAUGUAAAUAGCAUUCACACUUUUAAAAGAAUACUUGGUUUAAUUUAGAUUUUAUCUGUUGUUGAUACUGCAACUAAUGAGGUGUUCAGAUUGAAUGGAUAAGUUUCUUAAGGGUGUAAAUGAAUUCAUAAUUGUUUCCUCUGUACAAUGCAUUUAAACACAGAAUGGGUGGUAUCUAAGAGCAUGUUAUUUAUAGAGUUUUGUGAAGUAGCAUCUCAGUUUCUUCUUGGCACGUCCUUUUUCAUUGUUCAUUUGAUUGUCCUCUGUGACUCUGCCUAAACUCUGGGAUUAUAUAAUCUGCACUCUACAAAUUGUUUUGCAAACCAUAGGGAGCUGCUUACAGCACUGAUGAAAAUGAAAAUGAAUUGGACUUACCCUCUCCUAGCUAUAUGCACCACCAUAAUUUUUAUCAUAGUCUGGGCUUUCCAGACAGGAGGAAGGAAAUCCAUGGUUUGUAAGAGUCUUCCCCAGGACCUUGGAUUAGAGGAGAAAACUCAGGAUAUGCACAGCCUGAUAUUUGAUGAUUUAUCUCCAGCAGAGAUGAUUCAAGUGAAUAGGUACUUACAACAAAACCUAGCUGUGCUGCUGGUUGAUCCUUCUGAAGCAAAGCCAUCUGACAACUGCAUUUAUUCUAUCACUCUUCAGCUUCCUCCAAAAGCAGAGGUUCUGGAAUUUCUGGACCAUCAAGGGAGAAGACCUGCCCGAGAAGCACUAGUUGUAGUUUAUUUUGGAAAUCAGAACGAUCCAAACAUCACCGAGUUUUUGGUGGGUCCUCUUCCAAACCCAACAUACCACCGUGAUAUCACAGUGGAGAAAUAUGGUGGAAAGCUACCUUAUUUCAGAAGGUUUAUGUUAAAUAAUGAGAUUAAAGAAUGGAAUACAUUCUUGAAGAAGGAAUAUCAGAAAGCUCCAAACUUUAUGCACAAGGUAUUUGAUUACAAUAGAAAUAAUUUUAUGUAUUUUCAUGCAAUGCCUCCAGGGUUCGAAUCAGGAGAUCGUCUUAUCUGGAUUUUUCAUUUUCAAAAUGUGUCUGGCUUUCCUCUGCAUCCAGUUGGAUUUGAAGUCCUACUGGAUGUGAGUAGCCUAAACAUUUCUGACUGGAGAGUGAAAAAAGUUUUCUAUAAUGGACAAUACUUUGAGGACAUGGAGGAUAUUGAGAGACAAUUCAAUGAAGGCUAUGUAAAAGUGGCCAAAGUUGAAAAGUCUCCUCCUGAUGGAGGAUAUUCAUCAUUAAAGCAGAGGGUGCCCCCUAAGGGACCGGGUCCCCUGCACUAUGAACCUCGUGGUCCACGCUACAGCAUUACGAAUAACCAAGUCAACUUCAUGUCCUGGAGUUUUUCCUUUGGAACAGAUGUAUUAUAUGGGCCUCGUGUCUUUGACAUCAGGUUUCAGGGUGAGAGGAUAGUCUAUGAACUAAGCCUGCAAGAUGCACUUGCUGUCUAUGGCUCCAACAGUCCAGGGCUAAUGCGGAACAGAUAUAUGGACCUAAGUUAUGGCUUGGGAAGUAACAUCCAUACACUCACCCCUGGUGUGGAUUGUCCUUACUUAGCUACUUAUUUGGAUAGACACUAUUUUGUUGAUACAUCAUCACCUGUCACCAGAGAAGCCUCAAUCUGCAUAUCUGAGCAGAAUGCUGAAGUGCCUAUACGACGCCAUUAUAACAUGGCCCAAUCUCCAUUUUAUGGAGGUUUGGUAGAUUCAGCUGUUGUUUUCAGGUCCAUAACUUCAUACGUUAACUAUGAUUAUAUAUGGGACUUUAUUUUUCACCAAAAUGGAGCUGUUAGUGUCAGGUCCUAUGCCAGUGGAUACAUUCAAUCAUCUUUCUUCUUUGGGAAUGCUUCAGAAUUUGGCAACAGAGUUCAAGAGUGGGUGCUGGGAACAAUUCACACUCACAGCUUUCAGUUCAAAGUGGAUAUGGAUGUUGGUGGUAAGUUACUAUCAAUUACAGCAGUUUUUCCUAAAUGUAGCAUAUUUAUUUCUCUAUUGGUAGCACCAGAUACAGUACACUGGCAAAACUACUUCUCACUGUUUCUUCACUCAGAACACUCUAUGAAAUUUAUGGCAUCACCAUAUUAUGGCAUCAUUUAUUGA
This is a messenger RNA of Anolis carolinensis (green anole), 2998 nucleotides long. Its product is annotated as primary amine oxidase, lung isozyme-like. Gene Ontology annotation, molecular function: copper ion binding; quinone binding; primary methylamine oxidase activity. The coding region runs from base 1256 to 2998 and encodes 580 amino acids. The transcript has a single exon. The record is from RefSeq and is a predicted model, not a curated record. Gene Ontology annotation, cellular component: plasma membrane. Lineage: Eukaryota; Metazoa; Chordata; Lepidosauria; Squamata; Anolidae. Gene Ontology annotation, biological process: amine metabolic process.